Messenger RNA from Acanthocheilonema viteae, 1689 nucleotides. The record is from the annotation of a GenBank genome assembly. Lineage: Eukaryota; Metazoa; Nematoda; Chromadorea; Rhabditida; Onchocercidae.
AUGACAAGGAAGAAUCCAUCAUUGGUAAAGCGGACAUCGAAUCGGCUAAUAAUACGAUCACAUCUAUCGCCAACAGAUAAUCAAACGAACGAUGAACAGCCAUCAGCACUAUCACCAUUACAGGCUAAUGUACUAUGGAAUUAUCCAGCAUUGGAUUCAUUUUCUAAACUUUACAUACCCGGAGGACAAAUGGAUUUGGAAUGGCAGCCAUCGGUUUCGACAGUUUUUAAGAUUAUAUUCUCCUUUCGAAUUUCCGCUGCAAUGUGGAGUAUAAUAAGCGAUUGCGAUGAAGUAUACAAUUACUGGGAGCCUCUUCAUUUAUUUCUUUACGGCACCGGUUUUCAGACGUGGGAAUACUCACCACUUUAUGCUAUACGCUAUGUGUCAAGAACAAAAUGCAAAGGCUUGAAUAAUAUUGCGUUACCGGAAACGGCCAGUAAUGCUAUUUCACAUUUCUUCGAUACUAAUAUAUAUGCAGUAAUUAUGGAACUGAUUAUUAUCACGUCACAAUGUCAAAUGACAAUUAGCUGUCCGGGUUGUAUUUCUGAUUAUCUUCGAGGUCCAGCGCUGAUAAUGUGAUCUUAUUUAUACAUAUUAAUGCAUUACGGACCCGCUGCAAUACUGAAAAAGAUAUUUUUCGCUAACAAAACAAGCGUUUUCAUUACAAUGCGUUGUUUACUGGGAUUGUUCAACGUAGGUGCUGAAAUAAAAAUGUAUCGAGCACUCUGCUCACGGUUCGGGAACGGUAUUGCUAGGAUAUACGUUUUGUUAACAUCACUUUCAUCUGGAAUGUUUGUCGCAAGGUCCAUAGCGAUAUCGUUUACCACUUUGAGUGCAUUGAUUAGUUGGCCGUUUGCAGCCAUACUUGGUUUACCAAUCGUGCUUGAAAUGCUAAUUGUUCGACCUCGUGAAUUAGCUUCUACUUUUUGCAGUUAUGCAUUGAUUUCUGGUUCUGCCAUUACCAUAGUAUUGAUUGUUGCUCCGCUGAACAUUGUUCUGUACAAUGUAUUUUCGUCACAUGGGCCAAAUCUUUAUGGCGUUGAAGAUGUGAAAUUUUACAUCAAAAAUUUAUUGCUUAAUUGGAACGUUGUUAUUAUCUUGUUCCCGUUUGCAAUACCGUUUGCAGGAUUAGCAUAUGUUUGGACACGUUCAUCUCGGCAAUUAGUACAUUCCAUAACUCGAGAAAUAUCUUUGGUUUAUUGGAGGCGUUUCUUACCGAUCCUUUUCAUUUUCCUAUCAGUUGUACUGUGGUUCGCAAUAUUUUUUUGGCAACCUCAUAAAGAAGAACGGUUUUUGUUUCCUGUUUAUCCUCUUCUAGCUAUUUUGGCUGCUAUCACACUUGAUGCUUUACCUCGUAAUCGCAGCGAAAUAUAUAGUGCUGAUGAUAAUAGCACGGUGAUACAUCUUUGUGUCGGUAAGGAAUGGUAUCGAUUUCCAUCUUCUUUCUUUCUACCAUCCGGUAUAAAAAACAGCAAAAAUCAAGUGUUGAUUGCGGAAUUGAACUUUAUAAAAAGCGAAUUUGCGGGUUUGCUGCCAAAACCAUAUAUGAAAGGUUCUUUGCCCGAAGUUACACGUGCUAUACCAACAGGGAUGAAUGAUCUUAAUCGGGAAGAAGUUAGUCGAUAUGUUGAUAUCGAACAAUGCGAUUUUUUGAUUGAUUUAGAAACUCCGGACACAACUGUACUCGAA